AUGAAAAGUUGGUCUCGAAGAAGAAGACGGCCCGCCUUCCGCGCGCCAACCAAUAGAAAAGCGUGCGUAAGCGUGUUAAAUUUAAAAGUAGAAAACGUGCUUGAGCGGUCGUGGGGAACACGCAAACAUCGUGUAGAUUGUGGCACGCACGCGGUCGCGCCGGUACAGGCCCUUGUCAACCAUAACGCGGCCGCAGCCGGCCGGGUUAACCAGUUAACCGGCCCGGCCGACCCGCCCGCGCCCGGU
Molecule: messenger RNA, 246 nt
Organism: Brenthis ino (lesser marbled fritillary)
Lineage: Eukaryota; Metazoa; Arthropoda; Insecta; Lepidoptera; Nymphalidae
Source: the annotation of a GenBank genome assembly